Messenger RNA from Nelumbo nucifera (sacred lotus), 915 nucleotides. Its product is annotated as methionine-S-oxide reductase. Lineage: Eukaryota; Viridiplantae; Streptophyta; Magnoliopsida; Proteales; Nelumbonaceae. The record is from RefSeq and is a predicted model, not a curated record.
CCACCCUCUUCUCCUCUCUCCUUCCAUCUUUCUCCUCCCCCCCAUUGAGUUGAGUCAUUUCCAUCAAUGGCUUCGAUUUACAGUUGUGCAGAGUGCGGUGCGAACUUAAAUCUGAGAACCAACCUUCUAUUCCCUCCGGAUUUCUACUUCGAGGCAGGGAACAAGGGGACUCUCUCCUUCUCCUCGGUUGAUGAGACCAAGUUUAGAUUCGAAAAAGAAGACAAAUUUAGGCCUUUUUUUGAGACGGUGAAUUACUGGGGAAUUCAAAGGAAGAGAACCAAGAUCAAGUGCAACAGCUGUGGGCGUCUUGUCGGCUAUAUCUACGACGAUGGUCCUUCCCUUACUGACAGUCCUGGUCAGUUUCAUAUGGGUCCGAGUCAGGUGAUCCCCAGAGCUCCGAGGUAUAGAUUCAAGACCAAGGCUCUCAAGAUUACAUCGGAAACGUAGGUUUUCUCCUUGGAUUUUGUUAUUUGACUAAAUGGGUUUCUUGUAAUUCUACGGGCUUUGUUUAGGAUUUUGCGGUCGACGGGGCGAAACCCUUAAUUGGUACUGUGGUGGUUUUAGUUGACAGAGUGGGUUAAUGGGUUUCUUGAUUGAACUCGGUUUUCCUUAUUGGUGCAAAUAAAUUGGCUCCUGGUUUAUGUUUUAUAAUGUACAUUUGAUUUGGAAUGUUUAUAUUAGUUUUGAGAUCUUCCUUUGUAUGUCUUUGUAGAUAGAGGCGUGAGAGGGUUGUAUUCAUAAUUGAUUUGUUUCUUAAUCUUGAGUAUUGAGCUAUGAAGUCACAGAUUCUGGUGCUUAUGAACUAAACUGACUGUGAACUUGGUAAAGAUGUGUGAAACAGAAUUCUUUGUAAUGGAGAUUUGGAUUUUAGUAAAUUUUAGAUGUUCUCUGUUUUCUUUGGAAAACUUGGGCUUU